CUGAGCUUUUAAAACUGAAGGUAACAACUGUCUUCCAAUCCCAAGAACUAUGUCUGUCCGUUUGAGCUUCAACUUUCCUCUCUAAAUUUCAGCCCUCCAAAGAAACUCACCCAAAUAUAUAGGCUCCAAUUUUUUCUCAGCCCUUCAAAUCUACCCAUAAUUUCUUUCUCUCUCUUUCUCUUUUAUCUAAACGGAUCUGAUCCACUCGUCACGCUACUUACUUCCACACAAUCGGAAUCCCAGGAUCCGAUCCAUUUUGCUGCUCCAGUCGGGGCAUUCUGUUUCUACCCUCCUUGCCUGGCCCCCCUCAUGGACGCUGUCCACACCGUUCCUCGCUUCAUUGCCGGAGCCAUUUCUGGAGCUCUCACCGGCCUUUUUGCUUUUGCAGGAGCUUUUACCGGAGCUGUUAUGGGUGCUCUAGCAGGUAGGGCUUCUGAUACUGGCAUCCUUCGUGGGGCUGGAUUAGGUGCUAUAGCUGGGGCUGUACUCUAUGCUGAGGUUUUGGAGGCGUCUCAUGCUUACUGGUCCUUGGAACGAUCUGGCUUAAGGGGUUCAUCAUCUAUGGCAGACUUCAUGGAGGAGCUUCUCUAUGGAAGAUUGGUACAAGAAGGGUUAACGCCAGCAAUGUCAACUGCCUAUCAUUGGCAGGUAAGCAUUGCUAAUAUAAACUAUGAUGAGAUCAAUGAUAUCAAUGGUGGAGUAUCAAGGGGGUUGUCAGGAGAUUCACUAAAAAAACUACCAUGUCAUGUGAUAUCAGACGAUAUGAUGGCAACUCAGAGCAUCAAUUGCACAAUAUGUUUGCAGGAUCUUAAACUAGGGGAACUUGCAAGGAGCUUGCCAAACUGCCAGCACACGUUUCACCUAACAUGUGUGGAUAACUGGCUUAUGAGGCAGGGUUCGUGCCCUGUAUGCAGACGGGACGUGUAGAGCUACUAGGCUCAAGUGAUGGUAUGUAUAAAGGGCAGUGGAGAUUACAUUGUUAGUCCACUUACCAUAUUGUGUUGUAAGAUUUAAGGAUUAUAAAUCUAAUUCUUACUUGUGUCCUUUUUGAAGUCAAUUACUGGAUGUAUCCACAGGGCAAGAAGCUUUGUGUCAUACCUUAUGAAUCCAACUGUCUAAAUAUAUAUACUCUGGUUUAUCUUGUUGGUGGAUAUUUUCUGCCAAUGGAAAUUU
This is a messenger RNA of Durio zibethinus, 1173 nucleotides long. Its product is annotated as RING/U-box superfamily protein. Lineage: Eukaryota; Viridiplantae; Streptophyta; Magnoliopsida; Malvales; Malvaceae. The record is from RefSeq and is a predicted model, not a curated record.